AUGUCUGUGUCGGAUGCGCUGGCGAGAGUCCAAAAGUUUGCUGCCGCCGAGGCAGCAGGAGACAAGGAUGCCCAUGCGGCUCUUCUCAAGUCCAUCCGGGAGCUGCAGCUGGCAGCGGAGACACCGCUCGAAACAACUUCACGGAUGAACUUCCAGAUUAUGCAAAAUAUCUCCAUCCGCGUCGCUAUCGAGAAUCGCUUUCUCCAUGCCAUCGCCGACCGGGGUGGCCAAUCCAUCUCCGCUAGCGAGAUCGCCCGUCAAACGUUGUCCGAUCUUCUCUUGACAGUUCGUGUCUUGCGGGUAUUGACAGCAAUUGGGCUCUGUGACGAAGUUGGAACCCAGCUCUAUGCUGCCAACAAAAACACGCAUUUCAAGAUUCUGCCAGGGUCUAUUGCAGCAGAAAAGCACCACUUUGAUUUGGAUUUUGGAAUGGGAGGUAAACUUGUGGAAUAUAUGCGCGGUCCAGGCAUUCAGCAGUUUGCAGACGAGCCAGAUGCGGUCACCCUUUUCAAGUAUGCGCAUGGAACAGACGUCAUCUUUGGCUUGUUGGAGGAGAAUGCGGAGCAGAAACAGGCAUUCGAUGACUACAUGGCCGCCCGUCGUGUAGAUGACAUGCCUCAGUGGUUCGAGAUCUAUCCCGCUGCGGAGAAACUUAACGAUCUUCGACAAGAUCCCAAUAUACCACUCAUGGUUGACGUUGGGGGUGGCCCUGGACAGGAACUCGCAAGAUUCAAGGAGCGAUAUCCUAAAAUACCCGGACGAUUCGUCUUGCAGGAUCUUCCAUUGACCUUACAACGCAUUCAAGGACUACCGAGUGGGAUCGAGACCAUGGAAUAUGAUUUUUUCACAUCUCAACCUGUGAAAGGAUCUCGAAUUUAUUUCCUCCGUGAUGUUCUGCACAAUUGGUCCGAUGCGAAGAGUGCGCAAAUUCUUUUUAGAAUUGUUGAAGCCAUGGAUCCGGAAUACUCUACUCUGUUAAUCGACGAUUAUGUCCUUCCCGACACGGAUGCUGACCUUCGUGCUGCAGAAAUGGAUAUCUUGAUGUGGCUACACACGGCAGGAUUGGAGAGAACCGUGUCGCAAUGGAAGAGACUUUUUGACACAGUCGGAUUGGAGCUCAUUCAGAUCUGGAGUUCUGCUCGAGGCAAUGAGUCUGUGCUAGAAACUCGAAUUGUCACAUCGAUGGUCAAUAUCAUUUAG
Molecule: messenger RNA, 1200 nt
Organism: Penicillium argentinense
Lineage: Eukaryota; Fungi; Ascomycota; Eurotiomycetes; Eurotiales; Aspergillaceae
Exons: 7
Coding region: 1-1200 (399 amino acids)
Molecular function (GO): O-methyltransferase activity
Source: RefSeq, a predicted model, not a curated record